This is a messenger RNA of Symbiodinium sp. CCMP2592, 2232 nucleotides long. Lineage: Eukaryota; Dinophyceae; Suessiales; Symbiodiniaceae. The record is from the annotation of a GenBank genome assembly.
AUGAAAAGGAUCCUUCUGCAAAAACCAGUCAGUGACACGACAGCUCGGCGCAUCGGAGAGGUUUCCCAGAGGAAGACGCCCAGUUUGGUUGGGUUCACCGACAGAGAGCGUCUUCUCGGAGACACUGCGCUGUCGCAGAUCAAGUCGAACGCCAAGAAUACAUGUCGAAACUUCAAGCACCUACUGGGCCAGAGGUUCGACUCCCCUGCGGUCGAUGCAGAGAAGUUUUGGUCAACUUGUCCGCUAGUGCAAACAGAGGAUGGCUUCGCAGGCUAUUCAGUCAGCUACAAGGGUGAGACGACACAAUUCUCGGCGACUGAGGUUACAGCCAUGUUCCUAACCAAGCUGAAGCAGGUGACGGAGGCAUGGUGUGGAGCAAAAGUGGCUGACGCAGUCAUCGCUGUCCCAUCCUAUUUCGCUGAUUUUCAGCGCCAAGCGCUCUUGGAUGCUGCUGCAAUUGCCGAUCUACAUGUGCUCAGAGUUGUCAACGAGCAUACGGCGACAGCUUUAGAGUAUGGCUUUUUCAGGAACAGCAACUUCGAUGCUGAGAAGCCGUCAAUAGUGGCUUUCUGCCAGAUGGGUCAUUCCAAUUUCUCUGUGGCAAUUGUUCAGUUCCUCAAGGGCGAGCUGACAGUUCUGUGCGAGAAGUCGGACAAGGUGGGCGGCCGAGACAUGGUUGAAUGCCUCGUUAGGACUUUUGCCGAACAGUUCAACAAGAAGACAGGCUGCGAUGUCUUGACCAACAAGAAGGCUUGCUUCAAGCUGGAGGAUGCUGUGGCCAAAACGAAGAAGAUCCUGUCUGCGAACACAGAGGCCAGUGUCUCUUGUGAGUGCCUCAUGGAGGAUCACGAUUUCAGUGGAAAUGUGGACCGAGAGACCUUUCUCGAAAUGUGCAAGCCGAUGAUGAAAAAGGUGAGCGACGUAUUGGAGGCAGCAAAGGCUUCUUGCAACCUGUCAGUGUCUGCAAUUGAUUCAGUUGAAAUUUGUGGGGGAGCCGCGCGGGUUCCCUGGGUCAAGGAGAUGUGCUCCAAGGCUUUUGGUGGCAAGGAGCUGUCCACUACCAUGAAUGCAGACGAGUGUGUUGCUCGAGGCUGUGCUCUCCAGGCGGCAAUAUUGUCACCGCUGUACAAAGUGCAAGACUUCAAAGUCGAGGACAGCUGCAAGUUUCCCAUCAGUAUUGGUUGGCAGAUGCCGAUCAGUGAUGGAGGCAACGGCAACACGAAGGACGUGACUUCUGUGGUUUUCUCUACUGACUCCGUGCUGAACCUUCUCAAGGUCAUAACCUUCAAGCGCAAGGCUCCCUUCGAUCUGAAAGUUUCGUAUGCUGCCGACAAGCUGCCGUCGGGCACUUCGAAGGACCUGGGAACCUAUACCAUUGAGGUGCCCCUGCAAGAUGCCCCAAAGAAAGUGAAGGUGAAGACCGCAUUAACCCUCCAUGGAACAUUCACGGUCCAGAGUGCCCAUCUCGUCGAGGAGGAAGAGGACGCACCUAUGCCAGAUGCAGGGGACCAGGAGGCUUCACGCAAAAGGAAGAUCAAGAGAACUGACCUUUCCAUCAAGAAGAAGGGUUGUCCAGGUUUGAGCGAGACAUUGCUUAAACUGAGCAAGGAGAAGGAAGAGAAGAUGAUUCAAGACAUGCAGGAAGUGAUCGAGACCAAUGCAAGGAAGAAUGACCUGGAAGCAUACAUCUUGACAAUGCGAAGCAGUAUUGCCGACGGUGGAAAGCUGAAGGGAUACAUCAAGGAAGAGGACAGUCAGAUGUUGUCGAAGCAGCUCGAGAGCGCCGAGGAGUGGUUGUAUGACCACCCCGACGACCUGAAAGAGGCCUUCGUGAAAAAGCUCGAGGAACUGAAGGUUUUGGGUGGCCCAGCUGAAGCACGUCAUCGCGAUGAUAUUCGCAGACCAGAACUUAUCCACAGCUUGGAAGAAUCCAUUUCCAGGUUCAAGGCCGCAGCGGCCACAGCGCAAGGGCGGCCGAACCCCCGCAGCAUCACUGAGAACGCCAAGUUGCAAGGACUGGAAAAAACUUGCGACGAGGUUCAGCAGUGGUUGACGGACUUGAAAGAGAAGCAAGGGAAGCUCUCAAAGCUGGAUGAUGCCGUGCUGACCGUGGAGACUCUUCAGGCCAAGACGGAUGAACUGGUGAAGUUGGCAGAGUCAGUUCUCGGACAAGGAGACUCCACUCCCUCGCCGGUCGCUGCAAACGGCAAGUCAGCACUAGAUGUUGACUGA